Messenger RNA from Glossina fuscipes, 2505 nucleotides. It is a transcript of the gene NetA, whose product is annotated as netrin-A. Bases 164 to 2308 code for a protein of 714 amino acids. The record is from RefSeq and is a predicted model, not a curated record. The transcript is spliced from 7 exons. NCBI's taxonomy places the organism in Eukaryota, Metazoa, Arthropoda, Insecta, Diptera, Glossinidae. Gene Ontology annotation, molecular function: protein binding.
CUUAAAAUUUAAAUCUUGCAAUUGCGUUUGAAAAGAAGAAUUAAAUCAACCUUUAUGAAUAACAAUUGAGCAAACACUGCAGAACGAAUACAAAAAUUUAUAUGAUUAAUAAAUAGUUCGUUUCCAUUUCGAAUUGUAAUAAUACGACGUGUCGUAUCAUAUCAUGAUUAUUAGGUUUGCUUGUCUUCUGCUCUCCUUAUGGAUAGCUUUAGUAAGACCUCUCAUUGUAGAGGCUAUACCGAACGAUGUAUAUUUAAAAAUGUUUGCUGCUCAAUCACCUCCCGAUCCCUGCUAUGAUGAGAUUAAGGCCCGUCAAUGUACACCAGAUUUUAUAAACGCAGCUUACGGUGUCCCCAUCAUUGCCUCAAGCACUUGUGGCUUAGACAAAUCGCAACGAUAUUGCGAUCAAACCUCAUCCGAUUCGUUAAGUGGUAAUGUCGGUCAAGAGCUUACAACGUGUGGUAUUUGUGAUGAUAGAAAUUCGCAAAGAAGAUUCCCAGCGACAGCUCUUACCGAUUUAAAUAAUCCAAAUAAUGUUACUUGCUGGAGAUCGGAACCUAUAGCUCCUGUUAAUAAUCCAAGCGCUUCGCCAGACAAUGUCACUCUUACUUUAUCUUUAGGAAAAAAAUAUGAAUUGACUUACAUCAUAUUGCAAUUUUGUCCUAAAGCUCCGAAGCCGGAUUCUAUUGCAAUUUAUAAAAGUUCUGAUUAUGGUAAAACUUGGCAGCCUUUUCAAUUUUACAGCUCUCAGUGCCGUAGAGUUUACGGACGUCCAAAUCGUGCCACUUUAAAUAAACACAACGAACAGGAGGCCAGAUGUACGGACUCUCAUCGUAUGGGCAGCGGCCAAGAUUUUCGUAUAGCUUUUAGCACUUUGGACGGUCGACCGUCGGCUCGCGAUUUAGAUAAUUCACCGGUUUUACAAGAUUGGGUCACCGCAACCGAUAUACGCGUUAUAUUCCAUCGCUUGCAAAUGCCCGAAUCUAAUGCUCUGUUAACCUUGGACACGAAUUCAGAAAAAUUUGCCGAUCUUAAUAAAGGCAAAUACACUGAGGCGGUCUCUAAAACGUUAUUCAUUACACCGUUUGAACAAACUAACACAAUUAUUGGCGGUUCGACAUCAGCGCUUGUCGUCAGUAGUGGCCAAACUUAUGCGGUAUCCGAUUUCUCUGUAGGUGGUCGUUGCAAAUGUAACGGCCAUGCCUCAAAGUGCAUUACCGACCAUCAUGGAAUGCUGGUAUGUGAAUGUAAACACAACACUGCGGGACGGGAUUGCGAACGUUGCAAACCCUUUCACUUUGAUCGUCCCUGGGGUCGCGCCACCGCACGCGACGCCAAUGAAUGUAAAAUUUGCAACUGCAACAAUCAUGCGCGCCAAUGCCGUUUCAACAUGGAACUAUUCAAAUUAUCUGGACGUGUAUCUGGCGGAGUUUGUCAAAAUUGUCGUCAUGCGACCACGGGUCGAUUUUGUCAUUAUUGCAAAGAAGGUUUCUAUCGUGAUCCUUCCAAACCCUUAAAUCAUCGCCGAGUUUGUAAACCUUGUGAAUGCCAUCCAAUUGGAUCGACUGGUAAAACUUGCAAUCACACUUCGGGUCAAUGUCCCUGUAAAGACGGUGUGACAGGUCUCACGUGUAAUCGGUGUGCUCGCGGUUACCAACAAAGCCGUUCACACAUUGCUCCUUGCAUAAAAAUUCCGCCACGUAUCAGUAAUAUAUUAGAGACACAAAACACAGCUCCUGAACGCAACUCACAUGACUCCACGUCACCUUACCAUACGGAAGGUGGGAGGGAAUGCGGAAAAUGCAAAAUAAGCACAAAAAGACUAAAUCUCAACAAGUUUUGCAAGCGAGAUUACGCAAUAAUGGCCAAAGUAAUUGGACGGGAACAGAGCACAGAGAUAACCAGCAGCGAACAGUAUACCAAAGAAAAUCAACAAGUAGCGAGCAGCAACAACGAGGACAAGAUAUCGGUGGUCGGAGAGGAGGAGGAGGACGAAGAGGACGCACAAAUGGAAAUAGCAAAAUACGAUAUACAAAUACAGGCGAUAUUCAAACGCACACCACUCGAAUACGCCACAACGAGCACCGUCCUGAGACGGGGACCUAUGACAUGGAUUAUACCGACGAAGGGCUUAGAAUGCAAGUGCCCAAAAAUUAAAAUUAAUAGAUCUUAUUUGAUUUUGGGUAAAGACUCUGAAGCUCCGCCCGGCUUUUUAGGCAUUGGACCCCGAUCAAUUGUUAUCGAAUGGAAAGAUGAAUGGUAUCGACGUAUGAAACGAUUUCAACGACGAGCGCGUACAUGCGAUUAAGUGUUUUUUUUUUUUUUUUUGUACUUUAGAUUGAACUGCACGCUAGUACUUACUUAGUUACACUUUUCGUAGUGUAAUUAAGCAAAAUUGUGCAUAUAUUCAAAUUUUUUUUUUUAUUUUAAUAUCGAGCAAAAGUUCGGCGCACUACGAACGUUUUUGACAUACACACACCGGAAAUUUUACAAUAAGUAAACAAU